AUGAUUCUUGAAAAUGUACAGUUUAUCAGUGAAGAAAGAAUAUUUAUUAAUCAACUAGUAUUAAGUAGUUUUAAAAUACCAGAAAAUCUACAAAUAAUCAAUGGAGAGAAUAUUGACAAGAAAAACAUUAAUGAAUUGAUUCUUCCAACUACAAUUAGUAAAUUAGGUGAACGGUGUUUUGGGGAUUGUUUAUCAUUAACAUCAAUUAAUAUACCAUCAACAAUCAGUAAAUUAGGUAAAUAUUGUUUUUGUGGAAGUUCAUCAUUAACAUCAAUUACUAUACCAUCAUCAACUAGGGAGUUUGGGUGUUGGUGUUUUAAUAAAUGUUCAUCAUUAAAAUCAGUUAAUAUUCCAUCAUCGGUUAGUAAAAUAGGAUAUGGAUGUUUUAAUUGGUGUACAUCAUUAACAUCAAUCAAUAUUCCAUCUUCAAUUAUAUCAUUUGAAAAUAGAGAUUUUGAUGGAUGUUAUUCGUUGAGAAGUCUUGAAAUAGAAAAUGUACAGUUCAUCAGUAAGGAUAAAAUAUUUAUAAAUGAACCAGUGUUAAUUAGUAUUAAAAUACCAAAAAAUCUACAAAUAAUCAAUGGAAAGAAUAUUGAAAAGAAAGAUAUCAAUGAAUUUAUUGUUCCAUCAUCAAUUACAAAAUUAGGUAGUUGGUGUCUUUGUAAAUGUUCAUCAUUGAAAUCAAUCACAAUUCCAUCAACAAUCAGUAAAUUAGGAGAUCAUUGUUUUUAUGAAUGCACAUCAUUAACAUCAAUUAAUAUUCCAUCAUCAAUUAGUAAAUUAGGAGAAUAUUGUUUUAGUUAUUGUCCAUCAUUAAGUGAAAUUAUAUUACCAACAACAAUUAGUGAAUUAGGAGAUUAUUGUUUUUCUGGAUGUUCAUCAUUAACAUCAAUUAAUAUACCAUCAUCAAUUACAUUAUUUGGAGAAUGUUGUUUUUAUGGCUGUGGAUGUACAGAAGAGUUAAAGAAGAAUAAAACAAUACCAAGAGGAUCUUUUGCAUACAUGUAUUGA
Molecule: messenger RNA, 1011 nt
Organism: Entamoeba dispar SAW760
Lineage: Eukaryota; Evosea; Mastigamoebida; Endamoebidae
Exons: 1
Coding region: 1-1011 (336 amino acids)
Source: RefSeq, a predicted model, not a curated record